This is a messenger RNA of Rangifer tarandus platyrhynchus (Svalbard reindeer), 1512 nucleotides long. The record is from the annotation of a GenBank genome assembly. NCBI's taxonomy places the organism in Eukaryota, Metazoa, Chordata, Mammalia, Artiodactyla, Cervidae.
AUGGACGGCUACAGGGUCCUGAGCGUCAUCGGGGAGGGCUCCUUCGGCAGAGCCCUUUUGGUUCAGCAGGAGAGCAGUAAUCGGAUGUUUGCCAUGAAGGAAAUAAGGCUUCCCAAGUCUUUGUCUGACACACGGAUUUCUAGGAAGGAGGCUGUUCUGUUAGCCAAAAUGAAACACCCCAAUAUUGUUGCCUUUAAAGAAUCAUUUGAAGCUGAAGGACAUCUGUACAUUAUAAUGGAAUAUUGUGAUGGAGGGGACCUAAUGCAGAAGAUUAAACAUCAGAAAGGGAAGUUGUUUCCUGAAGAUACGAUACUUCAUUGGUUUACACAGAUGUGUCUUGGAGUAAAUCACAUUCACAAGAAACGUGUGUUACACAGAGACAUCAAAUCCAAGAAUAUCUUCCUCACCCAAGACGGAAAAGUAAAACUGGGUGAUUUUGGAUCUGCCCGUCUUCUCUCGAGCCCCAUGGCGUUUGCUUGUACAUACGUGGGAACACCUUAUUAUGUGCCCCCAGAAAUUUGGGAAAACAUGCCUUAUAACAAUAAAAGUGACAUCUGGUCCUUGGGAUGCAUUCUCUAUGAACUCUGUACCCUUAAGCAUCCAUUUCAGGCAAAUAGUUGGAAAAGUCUUAUCCUCAAGAUAUGUCAGGGGUCCAUGAGCCCACUGCCAUCCCAUUAUUCCUAUGAGCUGCAGCUUCUGAUCAAGCAGAUGUUUAAAAAGAAUCCCUCACAUCGUCCUUCAGCCACUACGCUUCUCUCUAGAGGCUCUUUCGCUCGGCUUAUCCAGCAGUGCCUGCCCCCAGAGAUCAUCACAGAAUACGGUGAACAGGUGUUAGAAGAAACCAAAAAAUCUAUACAUAGUACACCAAGAAAAAAGGCAGAUCCCAGCAGAACCAGAAUAACUUUGGAAAAUGAAGCAAGCACAGUGCAAAGGGAAGAACCGGGUGGAAAGUGUAGCCACACCGACUUAGAAAGCAUUAAUAAAAAUUUGGUUGAAAGUGCACCGAGGAUAGUAAACAGAGAGGAGAAAGCAAUUCUUUAUGCUUUAAAAGCCAGUUUGCCAGGUCCUCUCAGGCGACAGUGGGAGAAAAAUGUAUCCAGUACAGCUCUUAGAGCUUUGGAAAACGCAUCCAUACUCACCUCCAGUUUAACGGCAGAAGACGACAGAGGUGGUUCUGUAAUAAAGUACAGUGAAAGCAAUACCCGUAAGCAGUGGCUCAAGGAGACCCCUGAAACCCUGUUGAACAUCCUUAAGAAUGCUGACCUCAGCUUGGCCUUUCAAACAUACACGAUAUAUAGACCAGGCGCAGAAGGAUUCUUGAAAGGCCCCCUGUCUGAGGAAACUGAAGCAUCGGAUGAUGUUGAUGGAGGUUGGGAUUCUGUCACUUUGGAUCCAGAGAGACUUGAACCUGAACUGGAUGAAGAGGAUACGGACUUUGAGGAAGACGACAGUGCCGAUUGGGUAUCAGAACUGAAGCAGCGAACUGGCUGGCAAGGAGUAUCUGAUGGAUAA